CAAAUUGUUGCUUGCAUCCCUGGAUCAACGUGGCCCAAGUUGGCAGCGCUGUUAAACUUUUAAUUCUGUUUGCUGAUUUUACGCACAAAAAAUGCCCAGCGCCGAAGGCUCCAGAAAACCCAGCUCGCGUGGCAAGGAUAAGUGCCAGAACUUCGUGAUCGAAAGGUUCAUCGGGAAGCGUUUUCUGCGCGGACGACCCCAGUACCUGGCAAAAUGGGAGGGCUUCACCGUGCAGGAGUGCACCUGGGAGCCGCUGGAGAACUUGGCCAAUUGCAUGUCGCUGGUGGCGGAUUUCGAGGCGGAGCUCUUUCAGCGGAGCCAGGAGCAGAACAAGCACAAAUGAAAAUGGAAUACUUUUAAAGCCCAUAGUGUACUACCAAUAAAUGCUUAAUGCUUGUGCAUGGAGGCUUAAAGUUACAAAGGUGUUUAUAACCAGGGCUGGAAACUUCUACCAUAAUUUCCCCAGUAUUACUGUGCU
Molecule: messenger RNA, 478 nt
Organism: Drosophila biarmipes
Lineage: Eukaryota; Metazoa; Arthropoda; Insecta; Diptera; Drosophilidae
Product: chromobox protein homolog hpl-1
Exons: 1
Coding region: 92-343 (83 amino acids)
Biological process (GO): chromatin organization; negative regulation of transcription by RNA polymerase II
Cellular component (GO): pericentric heterochromatin
Molecular function (GO): chromatin binding
Source: RefSeq, a predicted model, not a curated record